UUUUUUCUUGUGGUGACUGUUCCUGCAUUCCAAAUUAUAUAAAUCACCCUUCGAAUGGCCCUUUGAAGGGAGGAUCAUCAAGGUAUAUUUCAAAAUUGAUCCAGAAUUGAUAGCCUCACACGGCUAGUUACAACAACUGCUGAAACUAUUGCUAAAAUAGAACAAAGACGUGAGACUUGGACUUGGACUUGGCUUGGACUUGGACCUCAGGGACUUGUGAACAUUCAGUCCAAAACGAAAGGUUGAACUAAAGAGGUGUGGGAAUAACUGCAUUAUAUCCUGUGAUAGUCACAAUUAUGGAUCAUUUAUUGCCUUUUGAGUCCAAACGUUUGAGGACAGAUUUGAGAGAUUCUCUCUUUGGGCAGCACAUUGUGUCUGAUGUUGUACUAAAAGCAGUAUCGUCAUUUAUGACUGACAAAAACCCAAACAAACCGCUGGUCCUCUCUUUGCAUGGGUCUACAGGAACUGGAAAAAACCAUGUGGCUAAAAUCAUUGCAAGAAACAUUUACAAAAAAGGGGAAAAUUGCAAGCAUGUUCACACAUAUAUAUCUGAAUAUAAUUUCCCAAACAAACAAUAUUCACACAUCUACAGUGCACAGUUAAAGCAGCAGAUUAUUACCGCGGUAUAUUGGUUUCCCCGCUCCAUGUUCAUAUUUGAUGAAAUGGACAAGAUGCAUCCACAGCUGAUUGACAUCAUAAAACCUUUUCUGGACUACAAUGCCCAAGUAGACGGCGUCUCAUUCAACAAAGCAAUCUUCAUUUUUCUCAGUAAUGCAGGUGGGAAUGUGAUUACUGAAGUGGCUCUGGAUUUCUGGAGAAGUGGGAGAGCUCGGGAAGAGAUCAGGAUGAACAGCAAAGAACUGGAGACUAAGAUCUCUGAAAACAUCAACAAGAAUUCGAAAGGUGGAUUUUCACACUCUAGUCUAGUCAAUAAUCAUCUGAUUGAUCACUAUAUUCCUUUCCUACCUCUGGAGCUGGAGCAUGUGGGCCAGUGUGCCGUGGCUGAGAUGAUCCAUCUGAACAUCAAACCAAACUAUGAUGUAGCACUCAGAGUGGCCAAAGACAUGCCCUUCUUCCCUGAAAAAGAGAGGGUCUUUGCUGUUAAAGGCUGCAAGUCUGUCAGACAGAAGUUGGUGCUGUAUUUUGAUUAAUAGGAGACAUUUCAGCUUUUUUUGCUGUAAAUUCCACUAUAUGCAAUUAAUAUAAGGCAAAACCAAUAAAGUAAUAAUUAUGCGGAGUCAUUUUAAUUUUAUUUAUCUAUAAUCUUUAUGAAUCUUUAUGAAUAUUUUAUGCACAUUUAAAUAUUUUGCACAGAGUAGUUUGAGAUCAACUUUAUAUAAAAUGCUGCAGAUGAGUAGAAGCUCAAGAUCACAAAAACACUGGACAGGACAUCAGACUUGCAGAAUUAGAUGUGCAGCCUCUGUUGCAUAUGUGGAAGUGAUUGCUUUACUAGACUCAGUUUCAUUCAUUUUAACACAAUUCAUUUUAUUCUAACUCUUAUUUUACUCACCUUUUAGUUUCUAAUUUUAAUAUUUUAUGUCCCUAUGUAAUAUAAAUGAAUAUAUUAAAAUAUUUUGAAAUGCUUACAAAAUAAUGUGACUUUUUGUGGUUGUUGGAAUCAAGUUCCAGACACUCUAAUUCA
This is a messenger RNA of Onychostoma macrolepis, 1642 nucleotides long. Its product is annotated as torsin-1A-like. Gene Ontology annotation, cellular component: endoplasmic reticulum lumen; nuclear envelope. The transcript is spliced from 6 exons. The record is from RefSeq and is a predicted model, not a curated record. Gene Ontology annotation, molecular function: ATP binding; ATP hydrolysis activity; kinesin binding. Gene Ontology annotation, biological process: protein localization to nucleus; nuclear membrane organization. The coding region runs from base 297 to 1151 and encodes 284 amino acids. NCBI's taxonomy places the organism in Eukaryota, Metazoa, Chordata, Actinopteri, Cypriniformes, Cyprinidae.